Molecule: messenger RNA, 2385 nt
Organism: Echinococcus granulosus
Lineage: Eukaryota; Metazoa; Platyhelminthes; Cestoda; Cyclophyllidea; Taeniidae
Product: Katanin p80 WD40-containing subunit B1
Exons: 14
Coding region: 1-2385 (794 amino acids)
Biological process (GO): microtubule depolymerization; microtubule severing
Cellular component (GO): katanin complex
Molecular function (GO): microtubule binding
Source: RefSeq, a predicted model, not a curated record
AUGCAGAGAAAGGCCUGGAAAUUCCAGGAGUUCGUGGCGCAUGUUCCAGGCGCAGUGACCACCUUGGCACUGGGCCGAAAGUCGGCGCGGGUGAUGGCCACGGGUGGGGAGGAUCGACGAGUGAAACUGUGGGCAGUGGGUAAACCAACAUGCAUAAUGAGCCUCUCUGGGCAUACCUCCUCCGUUGACGCCGCCCAAUUCAGUCCUGACGAGGACUGCGUGGCCGCCGGCUCCCUCUCCGGCUCCAUUCGUAUUUGGGAUCUGGAGGAAGCCAAGUGUAGGCUCACUUUUCCCUUUCCCCUCUCUGCCUCUUUCACUGGUUUUAGUCAGCACGAGCUUUCUGUUCAAUGGCGCGGUGUCGAUAGCAAUUUCGUUUUGAAACUCUACGAUCUUUGUCCACAGUGGAUGCCUCCUAUGACACCUCGCUGUGUGGCUCGCGCGCUUUCAGGGCACACCGCUUCUGUACAGUCGUUGGAUUUUCACCCUCAUGGAAACUUUAUCACAUCGGGAUCAGCAGAUUCGACUGUCAAGUUGUGGGAUGUGUCGCGGAAGGGCUGCAUCAACACCUUUCGAGGGCACACCGGCUGUGUGAACAUGGUCCGUUUCUCUCCCGAUGGAAAUUGGGUUGUUUCUGCUGGUGAUGAUGGUCAUGUUAAGGUAUGGGAUCUAGUGGCAGGCAAACAGUUGGCGGAGCUCUCUUGUCACACAGCACCGGUGACGAGUAUCGCUUACCACCCUACCGUACUGUUGCUGGCUUCGGCCUCUGCUGAUCGGACUGUGAGGGUGUUCGACCUUGAGACCUUCACCCAGGUCUCCGUCUCCGGCAUCGAACUAGCCGCCUCCGCAGUCCGACGCAUUGCCUUCCAUCCAGAGGGCCAGUGCCUCUACGUCGCUACAACCGAACAACUCAAGAUCUACCACUUUGAGACCAUGUCGUGCUUGGAGACAGUACAAGUGGGCUGGCGCGGCGGUGGCGGAGUGGUGGACAUGGCGGUGGCGCCGAGCUUCAACCAACUAGUGGGAGCCUCGCUCUCCGCCUCAGUGGUGGCCACCUAUAUCGCCGACGUGAAAUCCUGCGCCCCCUUUACCUCGCCAUUCCACCAACUCCGCUCCCAACCCUCCUCGCCCUCCUCUCCACAAAACCGCCGACUCGGCACUCAGGACGUUGACAGCGGUGGCGGAGGGAUUCUCACACCCAUUUCUCUCCCCUCUGCCGAUGAGCCUCUCCGGCCAGCUCAGCAAUUAGCCCGAUGUAAAAGUGAUCUGCGUCACACCCAGUCGGCCUCUAUCCGGAAGUCUUUCUCUUUCAAAGGGGAGACUAUCAAGCCUCGCGUUGUUCCCGCUUGUUGUGCGCAGGAGGAGUCGUCCACAGCGGCAAUGGAUAUUCCCUCGGAUGCUGACGAUUCGCGUCUUGUAAUCGAUGAUGUGACGGCCUACAAUCGCGUCUUCAAGCCCAAACGCGCAAUUGCGCGCAGUCCCACGCGCCCCAUGGCCGGUAGCAGUGGUACCAGGGCUCCGCCACCACCAUCACAAACGAAUGCGACCGUCAGACCGCCGCAAAAACCCUUUCGCGCGCCCUCCAGCGAGGGAGAGGACGAGGACAGUGGCCCUUUUUGUCCUCCGCCAAUGCUGCAGUCCAACAUUCCUGUGACCGACGCUGACACGACCGUUUGUGCAGAGAACGAUAAGUUGGAGAUCUCCGACUUCUUGCCUCUCAACGCGUCGGGCGGUAAAGGCUCCGACAUUAACGAUCCCUUCGCCAACAUGUGGAACAUGAUAGGUGAUGGCACCAUCGUGCCUUCCAAGACGCCGGUGCCACGCACCACUGCUGCCGCAAAGGAGACAGUGAACCGCGGUGCCGGCGGCGGUGAGAUGACGACGCUGCACCGGUUGCGAACUCCCCAUGCAGCACUGCUGGCGGUGCUGUCGGCACGGCAGAAGAGUCUCACCACGGUGCGCCUUCUCUGGCCCCGGGAGAAUUUGUGCGCCGCCCUCGAGUCGGCCAUUCUUAUGCAGGAUCAGGCUGUCUUUGUCGAUGUUCUCCGCGUUCUCCUCUCCUAUGGUAAGCAAUGGAGCCUAGAUCUGGUUGCCGUGCUACUACCGCAGUUAUCUAAACUUAUUUGGAGCAAAUAUCCCACGUAUGUGGAAACCACCUGCCAGGCUGUGCGACUGAUACUCAAAAACUUUGCCAACCUCAUUCGUCAGACCCUUAAUUCAGCUCAUGGAAUCGGUGUUGACAUAACCCAUGAAGAACGGCGAGCAAAGUGCCAAACGUGCGUGACCCACCUGGAGGCCAUCCGAUCUGCUUUCGACUCAAAAGACGUCGCUGCCAAGGCCGGACAAUACGGACGCGAAGUCUCUGCGUUGUUUUCCUUGCUCGAAUGA